AUGUGUAGGGAUGCUUCUAAGAAGAGCGGCAGUGUGAGUACCAGUCAGAGACCUGAGUUAAGAGAAAGCACGGGGCCGAAGCUGAGCAUUCCGCGAAAGGUCUUUGCCAUGAGUGGAGUGGAGGCUUUACAAUCUGAGGAGUUGAUCAGAGGUAAAUAUGUUAUAAAAGGGAGGUUAUUAGAUGUGUUAUUUGAUUCUAGUGCUAUGCACUCGUUUGUUUCCGUGGAUUGUGUGAAAUGCUUAGGUUGGUCUGUAAUUGAAUUACCAUGUAAUGUUGUGGUGACUACUCCUACGGGUAAACUGGUCGUAACCUCUUGGGUGUGUCUGGGAUUUUCUAUGAUGGUACAUGGUAGGAGCUUUGAUGCAGAUUUUAUUUAUUUGCCUCAUUCCCAAUUGGAUUUGAUUUGGGGAAUGGAUUGGUUGUCCACCAACCAUGUCUCGUUGGACUGUAAGGAGAAGACCUCGAUCUUUGGUGCAUUGACAUCAGAAAUUCCUAAACUUUUAAGUCAAAGUGCGUGGGAGAACACAGUUAAUGCUAAGGCCUUUAUGGUUAUGUUCUCACUAGAAGCUGAAAGUGGAGCUUUAAUGUUAUAA
Molecule: messenger RNA, 594 nt
Organism: Abrus precatorius (Indian licorice)
Lineage: Eukaryota; Viridiplantae; Streptophyta; Magnoliopsida; Fabales; Fabaceae
Exons: 1
Coding region: 1-594 (197 amino acids)
Source: RefSeq, a predicted model, not a curated record